This is a messenger RNA of Closterium sp. NIES-65, 398 nucleotides long. The record is from the annotation of a GenBank genome assembly. NCBI's taxonomy places the organism in Eukaryota, Viridiplantae, Streptophyta, Zygnematophyceae, Desmidiales, Closteriaceae.
UGUCAGGCCUGGCCUUUGCUCUCAGGGGCACACUCAGUGUUAUCCUCAUCUCCAUCCCGGCAUUUUCUCUCUUCUCUCUCAUGAUGUGGGGUGCUGGUGUGGUUGAGGUGGGUGCUGGUGUGGUUGUGGUGGGUGCUGGUGUGGUUGGGGUGGGUGCUGGUGCGGUUGAGGUGGGUGCUGGUGCGGUUGAGGUGGGUGCUGGUGCGGUUGUGGUGGGUGCUGGUGCGGUUGUGGUGGGUGCUGGUGCGGUUGUGGUGGGUGCUGGUGCGGUUGUGGUGGGUGCUGGUGCGGUUGUGGUGGGUGCUGGUGCGGUUGUGGUGGGUGCUGGUGCGGUUGUGGUGGGUGUUGUGGCUGGCUUGGUACCAAGAGAGGAGGAAUCUUCAGCAGCGGUUGAUUAG